GGAAACGUCCACACCGGGGCGCUGUCACCUCGGCGCCCCGGCAAGGGUGACACAACGCUGGGGCAGAACUGCGUGGAAGCUCCGCUCGUCUUCUUCUGCGUCGACGCUCUUCGCUCUCCUCCUCCUCCUCCUCCUCCUCCUCACAUUCGCCAUGGCGGACAGUGCGAGCGAGAGCGACACCGACGGCGCGGGCAGCAGCUCGGCCACCCCGAUGACGACCUGCGCCUCCAACUCGGGCAAGCCGAGCAUCGUGAUCUCGCAGUUUCGCCUGGAGGAGCUCACCAACCGACUGGCCUCGCUGCAGCAGGAGAACAAAGUUCUGAAAAUCGAGCUGGAGACGUUCAAACUCAAGUGCAAAGCGUUGCAGGAGGAGAAUCGGGACCUGCGCAAAGCUAGCGUCACUAUUCAAGCGCGAGCGGAGCAGGAAGAGGAGUUCAUCAGCAACACCUUGUUCAAGAAGAUCCAAGCCCUCCAGAAGGAAAAGGAGACCCUGGCCGUCAACUAUGAAAAGGAGGAGGAGUUUCUCACCAACGAGCUCUCCAGGAAGCUCAUGCAGCUCCAGCACGAGAAGGCCGAACUGGAGCAGCACCUGGAGCAGGAGCAGGAGUUCCAGGUCAACAAGCUCAUGAAGAAGAUCAAGAAGAUGGAGAACGAGACCAUCUCCAAGCAGCUGACUUUGGAGCAGUUGAGGCGGGAAAAGAUCGACCUCGAGAACACAUUAGAGCAGGAACAAGAGGCCCUUGUCAACCGACUGUGGAAGCGGAUGGACAAGCUGGAGGCGGAGAAAAGGAUUCUGCAGGAGAAGUUGGACCAGCCCGUGUCGGCCCCUCCGUCCCCGCGCGACGUCUCCAUGGAGAUCGACUCGCCGGAGAACAUGAUGCGGCAUAUCCGCUUCCUGAAGAACGAGGUGGAGAGGCUUAAGAAAAGCCUGCGCACCACCGAGCUGCAGCACACGGAGAAGCGCGCCCAGUACAUCGAGGAGGAGCGACACAUGAGGGAGGAGAACGUCCGGCUGCAGAGAAAGCUCCAGAGGGAGAUGGAGCGUCGGGAGGCCCUCUGCAGACAGUUGUCGGAGAGCGAGUCCAGCCUGGAGAUGGACGACGAGCGGUACUUCAACGAGAUGUCGGCGCAGGGCCUCCGAGCGAGGACGGUGUCCAGCCCCAUCCCGUACACGCCCUCCCCCAGCUCCAGCCGCCCCAUAUCCCCUGGUCUCUCGUAUGGCAGCCACACGGUCGGCUUCACCCCACCAGCCACUCUGUCCAGAGCCGCCAUCUCGCACUACAACACCCCUGCCCUGCACGUCCACGGAAGCUCCUCCCACUCUGUAGCGAGGCCCUCGCCAAGGAGAAGCACCAGCCCCGACAAAUUCAAACGUCCGACCCCCCCGCCGUCCCCCAACACACACUCAGGAGCCCUGCAGCCUCAGCCUCCGCUGCCCCCGCCGGCCCAGCCCAUGGUCCAGUCCAUGUCCUCCCCGGCGGCCAUGUCUCAGCAAGCCGGCGGGGCGCAGGCGCCUCCCUCCCAGCCUUAACCACCACCCGCCCGCUCGCUAGCUAGCUCGCACGCACGCACACACCCACCCACACCCGUCUCCGUCUUGGGGCGCACGACGGCGCCCGCCGGAUGCCGCGACGUCAAAACACCGCAGCAACUUCCAUCAUUAGCCAAGCUCUGGAAGAAAGCGCUCAGAAGCAGCUUAGAAAAGUUUUAAAGGGGAGAGGAAGCGACGCGGCCGCGACGCCGGGCGACCGAAAUGCACGCGGCGGCGGCAUCUUCCCAAUUGCUCUUAAAUGGAAUGGAUGUACUGAAAAAUAAUCGCUUCUGGGACUCCGUAGGCCAAUUAUCCGUUCCACCUGCCCGUCGUGUGUGUUUUGGGAUUUUCUUUAGUUUUGUUUUUUGCUUUGGUCGGAUCUCGAGCCGGUUGGAAUUGUUGUGACGCUUUUCAGAUAGCUCAAACAGCACAGAGCUUCAAGGCGGCUUUUUUUUUUUUUUUUUGCGAUGGAUGGAUGUUUGGGUCAGCAGAUGGAUGUAUGGCUGUCUCUGUGGAUGUGGUCGAUUGUUUUUACGCCUUACAAUGUGGCACUCGAUUGCAGUCAUGUUUAUUACCCCCUCACCCCACCCACCACCACCACCACGUCACACAGACGUUCGACAAUUGCGCGGUUCGCUCACGUUUAUUAGCAAGUUCAGCCGAGAUGUGUCAUAUAAGACCCACCGGGCGGUCUUCGUCGUGGCGCGUUCAACACGUAGCUCGCAUCGCCCGCUAUUUUUGUUCCUGCAGAGGUCUCGUUCAAGUAAUUUCGCUGGGGAGGGAAAGCUGCGGACGUGCGGGUUCUCCCCGAGGAUGCGCGCCGGUACAUCAAACCACAGAUAAAUGUCGCCUUUAAGUUGUUCAAUAACAAUGUAGUCUAAGGUGUUACUUAGUCAUGUACUCUUGGCUCUUCUCUCUCUGGUGUAUUUCUCAAUGCUUUAUCGUCAUGGGAUAAUGGCAAAAAAGAUAAAAAAAUGCACAUUGUGCUCUUUACACUAAAUAUACAUACUGCUCAAACAUUCGCAAUGAAUGGUACUGUCAAACUAAAUUUCUAUGUAUGAUUAAAAUCUCUUGAGAUGAAAA
Hippocampus zosterae (dwarf seahorse) is the source of this 2614-nucleotide messenger RNA. Its product is annotated as coiled-coil domain-containing protein 6-like. Bases 152 to 1531 code for a protein of 459 amino acids. The transcript has 9 exons. The record is from RefSeq and is a predicted model, not a curated record. Lineage: Eukaryota; Metazoa; Chordata; Actinopteri; Syngnathiformes; Syngnathidae.